Messenger RNA from Cottoperca gobio, 1268 nucleotides. It is a transcript of the gene brms1, whose product is annotated as BRMS1 transcriptional repressor and anoikis regulator. The record is from RefSeq and is a predicted model, not a curated record. NCBI's taxonomy places the organism in Eukaryota, Metazoa, Chordata, Actinopteri, Perciformes, Bovichtidae. The coding region runs from base 161 to 976 and encodes 271 amino acids. The transcript is spliced from 10 exons.
AUUCGCGGGUUGUAGAGUCCGGCAAAGUGUCGAACUGAAGACUGAAGUGAAGAGGAAGUACUUUUUAAAAUGAAAAUAUAGAAAAUGAUACUUUAACUGUCUACAGCCGCGCAGAGGGAGAAGGUGAGCAGGCUCGCGGAGUGUCUGUAGUCCGCCAGCCAUGCCAGCCCAACCCCCUGUGAGGGAGCCGGAGGAGGAGAUGGAGGCUGAAGGAGAGUCACAACUCCCUGAGGCCAACGGAGAGUUGCAGCGACCGCGAGAGGGUGAAAGAGGAGGUGGAGAUGGAGACGAGACCAUGGAGGAGAGCGCGGAGGAGAGGGAGAGCGACUUGGAGGAUAGUGAAGAGGAGGAGGAGGAGGAGGAAGAGGAGAGUUCAGAGAUGGAUGAUGAAGACUGUGAGCGGAGGAGAGGAGAGUGUCUGGAUGAGAUGGUGGAUCUGGAAAAACAAUUUCAGGAGCUGAAAGACAAGUUGUUUCGCGAGCGGCAGAAUCAGGUGAAGGUGAACCUGGACGAGGUGCUGACAGGGAAGGCUGGAGAAUACAGAGAACCGCUGGUUGCACUACAGGACAACAUGCAGAUACAAACACAAGUGGCCGGCGUGUACAGAGAGCUGUGUCUGCAGGUGAUGCAACACAAGUACGAGUGUGAAAUACAAGGAGCGAAGCAGCACCUGGAGAGUGAGCGGUCGUUGCUGCUUGAUGCCAUGAAGACUGAGCUGCUGGAGAAGAUAAGAAGACUGGAGGAGGACAGACAGAACAUCGACCUCAGCUCAGAGUGGAGUGACGAGAUGAAGGGAAAGAAGUGUAAAAGAAAGAACGUGCUGGCUCGGUCGGAGAGGAAAAAGAAAGUAGCUCUGGUUUCAGGGCCUUUCAUCGUCUACAUGCUGAGGGAGAUCGACAUCCUCGAAGACUGGACUGCUAUCAAGAAGGCAAAAGCAGCUCUGUCACCACUAAAAAAGAAAGUUGAAAAGCGGUGAUGAAGGAGGAUCUUAUUGAAGACCACUGGCAAAGAAACCAAACUUCAUGUACACACACACACACACACACACACACACACACACACAUUCCCAGCUACUUCCACUAAUGGUUGCAGUUUUGUCUCCUCAGGACCCAGACGUUUGUUGUGUUGUUUUUAUCCGCGUCUUUCCCCCCCCACCAACUGCUUGUUUUUAUCUAUUGCUAUUUAAAAUAAAUUCUUAAUGAUAUGACAACCAUGUAUUUAUAGAAUGAUUUAUAAUGGUGAUUAAAAUGUUGAUCUUUUGUGACUAA